Messenger RNA from Macrobrachium nipponense, 976 nucleotides. RefSeq lists its product as uncharacterized. Bases 142 to 543 code for a protein of 133 amino acids. The record is from RefSeq and is a predicted model, not a curated record. Lineage: Eukaryota; Metazoa; Arthropoda; Malacostraca; Decapoda; Palaemonidae. The transcript has 3 exons.
GCUAAGAAGGAGGAGAAUAAGGAGAACGAAAAAAAGGAAAUUAGGAAAACGAAGGUCAUCGCUAUUUCUCAUUAUUAAGCGCACAGCGACGCGGCACUGUUGUAGACGUUUGGGCAUCGUUUCUUUUGUCGACUCGUAUCCAUGAAGGAGUAUUUGGCAACGCUCAUAUUCCACGGAUUGGUGCUGAUGUUGGCAGUAAGGACAGCCUCUAGCCAUCCUCAUCCUCUCUAUGGGCUGGCAUCCUUCGUUCAAGAAGAUCCUUUUGGUCAGCCUGGAAGACAAGAGCACCCCAACUCAAAAAGAGGGUUCUGGGAGAAAAGGUCGUCGGAGGAAGUCGGUGAUGUCGAGGGCUUUGAGAGUUAUCCCGUUCCUCAACUUCAGUGGACCAAGAGAAACUUCCAUGAGAAGAAGGGGUUCGGAACGAUGAUGCCAGCUUUUCUCGUGAACCUGUACAGACCUGACGUCUCUGCCUUGCCCCAGAAUUCCCCUUUCUCCCCCCCAAGAGGAAGCACCAUGAGGGAGAAGAGGAGCAAUAGCCAGUGAAUGCAGUCGUGCUUGAUUGAGUGCAGCCGGCCUUCGAGGCGUGUGUUCUGUGAGAGAUGUGUCGUCACUUUCAAUAAGAAACUUAAAAUAUGGGAACAUGCAUCCUUAUCUCAUCGAAGACUCGUAGCUACUUCAGAUGUAUUUCAGAAAUUGUCUUGCGCGUUACUAUGAUAAUACAGACGACUGGGUGAGACACAGAACCCAAGAAGGUUUCCUUUCUGCCUGUUAUUUUUUCUGUUUUUUCCCCUGAAAUUUUAUCAGUUGUUCAUUAAUGAGAGUUUAAAAAUAUAUGCCAUGUUUCUGUUGGAUAAUAAAAGGGAAUAUUUACUGCAUUCAGAGUUCAGUUUAUGUAUUCGGGUAUUGAAUUCCAGGUUUUAUUUUUUAUACACCAUGUAUAUAUUUGGCUCCCUCCAAAAAUAAACAGUCAGCUUUC